AUGGCAACCCUGAAUGAGACAUCAGGAGUUCUUACUAGUCCUUACUAUCCAAUGAGUUAUCCUUCUAACGAGAAAUGCAGCUGGAAAAUUAUAGCAAGUAAAGGAGAACGGAUUUUGUUGUUCAUUGAAGACAUUUCUAUUGCGGACUGUGGUUCAUCUUGCACGUGUGACUACUUGGAAAUACAAAAUGGCUCAUCCUCUGAUGGCAUUUCAGACAGGCGAAGAUGUGGCGGUGAAGACCGUGGAAUAGUAUACCAUUCGGUAAAAGAUGUCCUGAGGGUGACGUUUGUUUCUGAUAGUGGUCCUCGCUGGGGUUUUCGUGGAUUUAAAGCAACUUACAUUAAAGUGAGAUAUAAUGCAACAAACACCGGUAAGUUAUUUAUCCCUUCUUCCACUUUAUUAAACAUAUAUCGUUCUCUUGUACAACCUUACUUGUCCUAUGGUAUAGCCGUCUAGGGCCAAGCUGCUGCUACAAAUUUGGAGAAAAUUGUAAUGCUUCCUGCAAAACGUGCCCUUCGAUUGAUUCAUUUCAAACCCUUUAGGUUCCACGCUGUACCUCUGUUCAAAUUGUCUAAUGUUCUCCCUCUUAAUUUUCGUUAUUUUCAAACAAUCUGACUUAUUAUGCAAGAUGUAUACUCAUUCACCUAUUCUUCAAAAGUACAUCAUCGUAAUACACGAUUUUCUGCGGCUGGCAAUUUCUAUAUUAAGCACGCGAGAACUGCCCAUAUGAAGAGCUCCUUUUCAAGAAUUGGUGCAAAAAUAUGGAAUGUACAGUAUUCCCGACAGUGAUCGUGCUCUACCUAAAUAUAAAUUUAAGAAUACCCUACAGAGUCAGCUACUGGAUAUUUUGAUACGGGAGGAUACUUAUGUUGGCGUGGGUACUUUAAUUGACAUAUUUAGUAAAUAUUAAUUUUUUAGUUUAAUUUCACUCAUACCUUGUUUCAUUUACAUAUUUUAAAGUAUAUGUAUUCACUGCCUAGUUGAUUUAAUAUGUUGAUGUUCGUGUAUCUGUUUAACUUAAUUAUUAUGACUCAACCCUAUUAUUGUAACUUUUUUACUUUUCCUUCCCUCCUCGAUUAACUAUAGGCUACUUUGCAGGCAAGGAUUAUUUAUAGCUUGUAUCAAAAGUGUUUUUAUGCCUUCCUUCACUCUCAAACAUAUUAAUUAAGGAGAUACAUUGCCUGAGCUUGUUUACUGGGCUCAUUAUCAAAGAGAUACACCAUAUGGAGUAAAAUGGGUAAGGGCAAAGGCCCAAAGCCGCCUAUAUUUAAAUUUCAACAUUCUAUUGUCUGAAAAACAUACUUUAAAUAUCAGCCCAGUAAAGGUGAGGGCACAAAAAAACGCCUAAACAAAAUUAUAUAUAUUUAUGUAUAAGCUCGACGAUAAUACGUAUCAGAGAGGUUGGGAAAAGGGGAGGAGGUGGGUAAAAACAGAAAGCGUCUUCACUCGAUGAAAGUGUGAAAAGAAUGAUCAGCAAUCGAUACUCGCCUCGAUUUCAAACGAGCUCAACUCCCUGGAGAAUAAUAAUAAUAAUAAAAUAAUAAUAAUAAUAACGAAUAUUUAUACAGGAUAACCCUUCAGUGCAAGAGCACUGUUAUCAAAGGGGUCCUGUCAUAAUAACAUAAUAUAAGGAUAAAAACUAAAAUAAGAUAAGAAUGACUACGCAACUAACUAACUACACUAUACAAAAAAUUGAUCUAAAGACUCCCUAAAUAGUAUCCUACAGCUAAUUUGCUUGAUUUUUAAAGGUAAAAAAUUAAAAGUUGAAGCACCUAAAAAGUAAAAACUUUUCCGAGCAAAGUCAAGUUUCACUUUCGGCAAAGCAAUGGUGGUCCCGCUGUUCCUCGUAUUAAAAUCGUGGAUUAAAAGAUUAAAAUAAUCUUUGAAAGGACUACAAACAUUGCCUUUUAGGCAAUCAAAAACAAAUAAACAAGCCUUUUUCUUUAAAAAAUUUUCAAUUGAGGGUAGACGGAGUUCACAGUUUAGACAUUUUGAGUUUUGCAGAAUAAUCCUGUGGCUUCGUUGUUCCAGGGUUCUUAUUUGGCACCUUCGUGUCUCUGACCAACUAAGCGUAAUUUGACCGCAAUAAGUAAAUAUGGGCAUUAUCAUUGCUCUGUAGAUUCGUUAAGCGCUUAAGGUGUCAGUGUUAGAACGGAUUCGUCGUAAUAAAUUCACUCUUCCUGCAGCUUUCUUGUAUGCUUUGUAAAAGUGCAUGUCAAGAUUUAAUGUAGGGUCCAGAUAGACACCUAGAUACUUGUAAAUUGUAGUCGUGUCAAUACGAGAUCCAUUUACUGAGAGGUUUAGUUCUUUGCCAUCGAAACCAAAAUAUGCUAAAAAUGUCCCACCCUAAUCCAUCUAAUAUGUCCCGGAUGUUGUCACGCCAACUUUCUUUUCAGCGUCACACAUUCAUAGAAAAGAUAUACUAAACAACAGUUCGGCAAAAAGGCAUAAAAAUUCUAUUUGCAAGCAAAUAUUCCAUUUAAUAAACUUGAACUUGAACUUGGAAAUCGGCUUUAAACGCAAAGUUAAAGGUUUAUGUGCAGGCGAUCAGGUGAUCAAUUUUCAGCAAGUUAUAUAAAACAUUAUUGCCUUAUAACAGGAAUAUAGCAACGGUACCAUUCAAAUACUUUACGGAGUACAACAACACAAACUAAAGUGCCGAUGAAACGCUAAAAAUUUUUAUUCGCAUGAUGUUAACAGUGUUUUGCUUUGUUUUUUAUGUUUAUCUAUUGCAACGCUUUCGAUUAAAUUGUUUUUUUUUUUGGUUCACAGAAAAAAAAACUCUUUGAUUUUGAAUUAUAAAGCUAAAUCAUGUUUAUUUCGCCUUGUUUCAGCUUGUACCUCCGGCAAAUAUCUUAAUGGAUUUAGUGGAUUCUUUUCAACUCCAAAUUUUCCAAGUAACUACCCUCAAUACAGCAAAUGUACCUGGAAUAUCACAGUUCCCAGCGGGUACAUCAUUAAACUUAGCUUCCUCUACUUUCGAUUGGAGCCAUAUCAGUACAUUCCCUGCUAUAAUGCUCCAGAGGCCCGUGUUACAGUCACAAAUGUUGCUUCAGAUGAUGGGUAUCAGCCGUUCAUGCUUUGCGGUCAGUCACUUCCUCAUCCAGUGUACUCGGUAGGGAAUUCCGUUCAAGUCAUAUUCACGUCUCUGAACAGUCAAUACCCAGGGUUUAAUGCAACUUACACGGCUAUCACUUAUAGUUCAGGUACUUGGUAUACAUUAUUUAUAAGACAUCAACGAUUGAGUUAAGAUUAAAAAAACAUCACCAAUAACAACUCGCCCUAUAAAACGUGAUCCAAGAAAGUCUUGGAUUCUGGAUUCCACGCUGUGGACUCUGGAUUCCAGGAACUGGAUUCCGGUUGUCAGUGGCAGUUAGAUUCCGGAUUUCAAUCAUAAGAGGGAUUCCGAAUUCCUGGAGUAGAAUUGUUCUACCGAUUUUGGUAUUCGAAUUACCUUACAUUGGGGGAAACGACAGUCAUAAACAAACAGAAAAAUUUAAAACAAUCAGAUUUUAUGGAGCUACUCACACUAUCAGGCAAUUUCUUCGGUACUUACUAACGUAUUACUGCUUGACAAUGUAGAAGAGCAAAAUAGGAAUAACGAAAUGCCAGAGGGAACACGAUUGGGUAAAACCAGAAACCCAUAAGGGGUUGAAACGUCUAACUCUCAUAUGUUUGCCUUGUCCGAUGCUCGUAAUUAUUCAUUUUCGAAAGUACCAUAUUUGGAACGAGAAGAAGAGAUAACUGACCAAUCAAACUUCGUAAACAACGUAACGUAAUUUUACGUCAUGUUCCCGCGCCCGCUUGAAAAAAAUGGCCGCCAAACGGGGGAAAAACUCCCGAAAGCCGAGAAAGCUUUCAAAGGUUGAAACCAGGAAUCUUACCGAAACACUAAGCAGGAUAUUAUUGCCUUACCACCCGGGCCAAACAUAACAUUAUGAAACCCGUUGACAACGCAACUUCUUGAAGUUGUCACUUCAAAAAACGAUGACCGUUUUUUCGUUGACCCUCUUCACAGUAAAUUUAUACUGCAAAUAGGUUUUUAAAAUUCUUAUAUUAAAAGUCUAGAAUAAACAGUGAAAAAUAUUUUCGAAUAAAAUUCAUUAGUUACGUAUUGAAAAGUGUCCAAAACCUGAACCUGAGAUCUUCACAAAAAGUGAUGCGUAUAAUGAAUGUGGAAGCAUUUAAGCUUAAAUUCAGGUUGAGCUGAUGUUGUAGUCACGAUCGUGUUUUGAGCCAAUUUUAUGAAUGAACAAACUCAAAACAAUAGACAGAGAAGCCGUUUCUUAAAAAGGUUUAUUCAAAAUCCAAAAAGUUAAUCCUUUAACGCAAUUCGGAAAACACUAUCUGGAUCGUGGAUCCGUUCACGCAAGUGAAAUCGGCUGAGCAUAUGGCAAAUUAAACACAAAAUCCAUCUCAAAUUGGGGCACACUUUGUAAUUUUUCUUUAGCGCCGAAGAGAGAAAUUUAUAAAACGUCUAUGAAACAUUUAAAAAUACGUAAAUUACCUUUCAAAAACGUAACUGUCUUGGCCAUAGAGUGCAAAAUGUACCUGAAAAUUCAGCAAAAACUUCACUGCCUUGGUUGCAUUUCAAAACAGACCAUGCGCUCCGUCGAGAAGAAAACAAGUUUGAAUUCCUCGAAGGACAAUUUCUCCACAAAAAGCUGAGCAUUCUUUUGAACUUUUUCUUUCCAUUUUUUUUCUUUCAACGGUGUAUUUUUAAACUUGAAAUGUAGAACUCUUGUCUUAAAACAUCUGCAUGGUGAUCGCGAGGCAGCCAUUUGUUGAAAAUGGAUAUCUGUCACUAAGGUUUCCAAAUAUGGUAAAAGUGAAUAUUCACGAGCAUUGAACGCGAGUUACACGUUUCAACCCCUUAUGAGUUUCUGGUAAAACUGCAUUCAUGUAAAUUUUGAAGAACAAAUUUGUUUCAAAUUUGUCUUUAUUUGUACGAAAUUCGGAUGCUCGAGAAUCAUCAGUUAUGUGGAGAUGACAAUUUUGUCAGCCAAAGAGGCCCCUUACGCCAAUUUUGAAGUUUAAAGCCCAAAGUUAACAAAUUAAGAAGGAUAAAAUUACCGAAAAUACCGUGGCUUAUAAACUCCUUAAAAUCACCAAGAAAUACUGCAAAAAAAUAGUGUUGUAGUAGUAGUAUUCGUAAUUGAUGGGAGGAAGAGACAUGUUUUGCUAACUAGCAGUAUUUUGUAUUUAAGCCCCCUUAUGAGUCUAGCAUGACAACAAUAUCUAUCUGAGUAUUUCAUGAAAGCUGAUUCACUAAGCCGUUUUCAGAUGGAUUCUGGGAUAUUGAGACGUCAGUAAAGAAGUGCUUUCGAAAAUAUUGGAGGAGGGGGGAGGGGAAGAGUCUGCUUUACCAAAAUAUGAAAGUGUUAAAAAGAAAAAAAAUUCUUUGGAAUAUUUUUUCGAAUAUGCUCCAAGAGAUGUGUGUAAUAUUCUUUUACAGUCUGUCCAAAUAUGACAACCGUGAAUGAGAUUUCAGGGGUCAUCACCAGUCCUUUCUACCCCAGAUAUAGUCCUUAUCAGAAACAAAGCUGCAGCUGGGAGAUCCGGGCAAGAAAAGGAAAACGAAUUGUAUUUACUAUUGAAGCUAUCAUGAAGUUUCAUUGGUCGUGCGCUGCAAGAUUGUAUUGCUUGUGCUUUUAUUUGGAAAUUCAAGGAGGAUCCAUUUCAGGCUACGAUGGUCCCAAGUGGCGUUUAUGUGCCCCUCUUUUUACAGCCAACGCAACGUACGAUUGGUUUAAAGAGCGAAUUAAAGUACUAGUUUUCUCCGACGGUAGUAUAGGAUGGAGCCCUAGAUUUAGAAUAUCAUAUACUCAAGUAAACUUCAGUGUAUCCGGUAAGUAAAUAUUGCCUAUUCCUGUUGUGGAAGUGAAAAUGAGAAAACCUUGACGCCAAGCUAAGGAUACAUCAUUCACUUAAGAUUCAGAUAACGACAAGUUUGUUUUUUUGCUUUUUGCUUUUGUUAGUUUGCUUGCUUUUAACAUUUGGGCAAUUCGCUUAAUAUCAUCUGGGUGGGGCAAACACCCCAUUUUCUCUGUGUCAUGUUUUGGUUGGUGACUAGUUAACUUAGACCCCACAUGGUGACCUAAAGGUCUGAGUUUCAGGCCUUUCUGGAGGAGAGGGGAAGAGAAGCGAAGGGGAGAAAGUGCCUAAUCUAAAAUCUCUUCUCUCCAAUAAGCUAUGGAAUGCCUAUUACUCAGGAUACAUCACUGCGUCACUUUUGAUCCUCUCUUAGGAUGUUCCAACUACACAACCCUCAAUGAGUCCAACAGAGCAAUGACAUACAACAGACGUAUUUCUUACCUAUGCGAUGCAAAUCUUAACGGAUGGUACAGAUUUAAUGGAGAGGCUGGAACGCAAAUGGCUGACUCUUGUGUCAACAUGUAUCAUUGCGGGACGGAGUCACCUGGAUGGCUCAACGGAACUCAUCCCGACUUAAAUGAUGGGGCCGUUAAACGCCAAGUGUGUUUUAGCUCUUUCGACAACUGUUGCCAUUAUUCAGAUGAAGUAACUGUACAAAACUGUGGAGGAUUUUACGUCUAUAAACUUGAAAGACAAUUCCAAUGCAAUCUGCGUUACUGCGGAAACGGAUUGCGGUAUGCACAAGGUAUUAACACAAAACAAAAUAAAAUAACAAUAACAACAAUUGUAAUAUCUCAGUGUUUGGUAGGUGUAUUUUCAUGCAUUUUCCCAUCAAUUUUCAAAAAUUCAUGCCUUGUUUUCCGGUGAAAUUGCAUUUUCCAGCAAAAUAAGAAUUAAGCAGUUUUUAAGAAAAUGAUAUUGCAGCAACUAUGGCUCAUAUAAUAGUAACUGACACUGAACAAGUAGACAAGAAUUUAACAGAUUGUGUUACAAGGAGUUUUCCUUUCUUUCAUAGAAUGUUACAACUACAAAGUUCUUAACGAGACCAGCAGAUCGAAAACAUAUAAUGGAUCUUAUUAUCAAUGCGAUCGUAUGCUGUCGGCCGACUGGUACAGAUUUGUUGGGGCAGCUGGAAAUCAAAUGGCAGAGUCUUGUGUCGAUAAUUCUCAUUGUGGUGCAUAUUACUCUGGUUGGCUCAAUGGAAGUCACCCUACAGUAAACGAGGGGGCUGUUCAAAGAAGAGUUUGUUUCAGGUAUUACGACAACUGUUGCGAUUUCCCGACUUACAUCAGAGUCCGUAACUGUGGUGGCUUCUACGUUUACCAACUAAAGCCGUUCAUUGUAUGUCAGUCACGUUACUGUGGCAACGGAUACGUAUCAUCGACACCAACGACGCCAGGUACA
Porites lobata is the source of this 7278-nucleotide messenger RNA. NCBI's taxonomy places the organism in Eukaryota, Metazoa, Cnidaria, Anthozoa, Scleractinia, Poritidae. The record is from the annotation of a GenBank genome assembly.